UCUGGUGUACUGUAUUCAUACAAAGUAGUUCCCAUCGGAAGAUCAGGUUUAAUCAGCGGAAGGACAUUGCAGUUGCAGGUCCCUCAGCUGAUGGGAAGCUGAAAGCAGAGAGAAGCUGCUGCACUGUCUGUUAACAACUACAACACUGGAAUAAAUAGAGAGUGGUAGUGUCUAGAAAGGGUAUGUCCCUUCAGGAGAGCGGCGCCUAUGUCCGACCGGCCUAAUUCCAAUCCAGGGGGGUUACUGCGACGCUCACAGAGGAACACUGCUGCAUCCAAACCACAGGGCCACUCAGUCGCGGGAAGGAGCGGCCUCUCCCUGGCCCUGGCCUCGGUGCACCUGAAGGAGGACCCCGGGGAAGGAGAGGGCUCGGAGCGGGACAAGGCCGUGCCAGCGUCCCGCAGAGGGCGCGCCCGCGGGCUCAAGCGCAUCGCCGCUCCGGAACACGGCGGCUGCCCCUCCCCCGCCGGCCCCGCCAAGAAACCCAAGGCCCCGCCCCCGAAGCCCCCGCCCCCCAGCAGCGCCGCGGCGGCCAGAGAGAGGAGAGCGCCGGCGGCCGAGCGGCCCGCCCGGAGCAGGAGGAGCGGGGCCGGCGGGGGGAAGGCUGGCGCCCGCCGAGCGGCAGAGGCCCGGUCUGCCAAAUCCGCCAAGCUGGAUUCCAAACCGGCGGCCUCAGCCAGAGCCGGGUGCAGCGCAGUGACGGACGCCUCCUCUUCCACCUCUUCCACGUCCUCCUCGUCCUCCUCCUCCUCCUCCACUUCCUCGUCCUCCUCGUCCUCUUCGGCGGCGGCGGCGGCGACGACGGCAGCCCCCCCCCCGCCGGGCGCGCGGCUCAAGCAGGGGACGGACCCCGGCAAGGCGCGCCGGUCCCGCUCGGCCUCCAGCCCCAGCCCCCGCCGCGCCGCCGUCUGGGACAGGGAGCAGGCCCGGGUCGCCGGCGGCUCCAGGUUCGAGUGGGCGCGCUUCGGCCCCAAGGUCAACCUGCCCAGGCCCAGGCUGUCCCUGCCCGGGUCCUCCAAGUUGGACGCCCCCAAACCAGGCCCCUCGGGACUGCAGGCCAAGCUAGCCAGCUUGAGGAAGUCCAGUAAGAAGCGCAACGUGUCCCCCCCAGCUGAACUCCCUCCAGUGGAGCCCCCUAGCUAUCGGAGGAGCACACGACAGAGGACCACGGGGUCCUGUGCCAGCACCAGUCGGCGAGGCUCAGGCCCGGGCAAGCGCGGGGCGGCCGACGCUUGCACGCAGGAGAAAAUGGCCGACUCGGACAACAACCUGGACGGAGCCAACUCCUCCGGCGCACGCAGCGAGGACGCGUCGCAGAGGCCUGCAGCCUCCGCUUCUGUGGCAGGUGCCGUGGGCGUGGCCACCUCCGGAGAGAGCGAGUCGGAGGACUCUGAGAUGGGCCGGCUGCAGGCUCUCCUGGAGGCCCGGGGCCUCCCUCCUCACCUGUUUGGGCCCCUGGGGCCCCGCAUGUCUCAGCUGUUCCACCGGACCAUAGGGAGCGGAGCGAGCUCUAAGGCUCAGCAGCUGCUGCAGGGCCUCCAGGCCGUGGGGGACGAGUCCCAGCAGCUGCAGGCUGUGAUAGAGAUGUGUCAGCUCCUGGUGAUGGGCAACGAGGAGACCCUGGGGGGCUUCCCUGUGAAGAGCGUGGUGCCUGCGCUGAUCACACUCCUGCAGAUGGAACAUAACUUUGACAUUAUGAACCACGCCUCUCGCGCUCUCACCUAUAUGAUGGAGGCGCUUCCUCGGUCGUCUGCGGUCGUAGUGGACGCCAUACCGGUCUUCUUAGAGAAGCUGCAGGUGAUCCAGUUCAUCGAUGUAGCGGAGCAGGCUCUCACCGCCCUGGAGAUGUUGUCACGGCGACACAGCAAAGCCAUUCUGCAGGCUGGUGGCCUGGCGGACUGUCUGCUGUAUCUGGAGUUCUUCAGCAUCAACGCGCAGCGCAACGCCCUCGCCAUCGCCGCCAACUGCUGCCAGAGCAUCACGCCCGACGAGUUCCACUUCGUGUCCGAUUCCCUGCCCCUGCUCACCCAGAGACUCACGCACCAGGAUAAGAAGUCUGUGGAAAGCACCUGCCUGUGUUUCGCCAGACUGGUGGACAAUUUCCAGCACGAAGAGAACCUGCUGCAGCAGGUGGUGUCCCGGGACCUGCUGACGAACGUGCAGCAGCUGCUGGUGGUGACCCCGCCCGUGCUGAGCUCCGGAAUGUUCAUCAUGGUGGUGCGCAUGCUGUCGCUCAUGUGCUCCAACUGCCCCUGUCUGGCCGUGCAGCUCAUGAGACAGAACAUGGCGGAGACCCUCCGCUUCCUCCUGUGUGGGGCGGCGAGCAGCCAGGAGCAGAUCGACCUUCUUCCCAGGAGCCCCCAGGAGCUCUAUGAGCUGACCUCACUCAUCUGCCAGCUGAUGCCCUGCCUGCCCAGAGAGGGCAUCUUCGCCGUGGACUCCCUGCUGAAGAAGGGCGGCGCCCAGGCCAGCGAGGGUGCCGUCUGGCAGUGGAGGGACGACCGCGGACUGUGGCACCCCUACAACCGCAUCGACAGCCGAAUUAUCGAGACAGCCCACCAGAGUGGGGAGGAGGAGCUGAGCCUGUCCCUGGGGCGGGUCUACACUAUCGACUUCAACUCUAUGCAGCAAAUCAACGAGGACACAGGAACUGCCCGAGCCAUUCAGAGAAAGCCACACCCCCUAUCCAGCACCAGCUGCAGCGGGCACGCGGAGCCGCGGCGGGAGGACGCGCGGGCGCAGCUGAUGAAGGAGGAGCCGGAGCUGACGCGCUGCUUCGUCAAGACGCUGUUCGGCGUGCUGUACGAGGCCUACAGCUCCUCCGCCGGCCCCGCCGUCCGCCACAAGUGCCUUCGCGCCGUGCUGAGGAUCGUCUACUUCUCCGACGCGCAGCUGCUCAGGGACGUGCUGAGGAACCACGCCGUGUCCAGUCACAUCGCCUCCAUGCUGUCCAGUCAGGACCUGAGGAUCGUGGUCGGGGCUCUGCAGAUGGCCGAGAUCCUCAUGCAGAAGCUCUCUGACGUUUUCGGCGUCUAUUUCAGAAGAGAAGGUGUGAUGCACCAGGUGAAGAACCUGGCCGAGUCAGAGACCUUCUUCACCAGCCCUCCCAGGGUGUGCUCCAGCGGAACCUCCGGUCUCUGCAACACAACCAUCAGCAUGGUAACCGCUACCAUGGCAACCAACGUCCCAUCUGACCUGGGCUCUCCCAGCUACCAGCACAGCAUGGAUGACUCGCUGGACCUGAGCCCACAGGGGCGGCUGAGCGACGCUCUGAAGAGGAAGCGGCUUCCUAAACGAGGCCCCAGGAGGCCCAAGUACUCUCCCCCGCGGGACGAGGACAAAAUGGACAAUCAGGCUAAGAGUCCCACCAGCACCCAGUCCCCAAAAUCCUCCUUCCUGGCAAGCCUGAACCCCAAGUCCUGGGGCAAACUGGGUGCCCAGACCAAUAACGCCAUUUCGGACCCGUCCCGCAUGGCGGGGGUGAGCGGACUGACCCGAGCCACGCCCAAGGACUCCGUCUGCAACAACAGAGAGAAGAUCCGUGCCUGGGUGCGGGAGCAGGCCUGCAGGUUUGUGGAUCGCUACCUGGGCUGUGAGCAGCUGAACGGCAGCAGCUCCGGCGGCGUCGGCGGCGGCGUCGGCUGCGGCGGCCCGGCGCUGAGCGUUCUCCAGCAGCUGUGCGCGGCCACAGCGCGGCUGGGCCUGCAGCUGGACGGCGGGCUGGAGUGCCUGCUGGAGAUCUGCGCCAUCCUGUGCCACUCGGACGCCUCGUCCUUCGAGAUCCAGCACAGCGGCCUGGUGCGCCAGCUGCUCCUGUACCUGACGUCCGACUGCGAGCGGCACGCCGUGCGCCGCCCCCUCCGGCUCCGCCGCUUCCUGCACGUCUUCUUCGGGUGCCCGGUUCCGGGCACAGAACCCCCGGGGCGGUUGGACCCCUGUGAGAGCGGGCCCCUCCUGGCGCUGGUGCACAAGAUGAACAGCUGCCUGAGCCAGAUGGAGCAGUUCCCCGUCAAAGUGCACGACUUCCCCAGCGGGAACGGCACCGGGAGCAGAGGCUCCCAGGCUCUCAAGUUUUUCAACACCCACCAGCUGAAGUGUCAGCUUCAGAGACACCCGGACUGCGCCAACGUCAAGCAGUGGAAGGGGGGAACCGUCAAGAUCGACCCCCUGGCCUUGGUACAGGCCAUCGAGAGAUACCUUGUCGUCAGAGGCUACGGCCGGAUUCGAGAGGAAGACCAGGACAGCGAGGAGGACGGCUCGGACGAUGAAAUAGACGAGUCUCUGGCUGCACAGUUCCUGAACUCGGGCAGUGUGAGGCACAGGCUGCAGUUCUACAUGGGGGAGCACAUGCUGCCGUACAGCAUGACCGUGUACCAGGCGGUCCGGCAGUUCAGCCUGCAGGCCGAGGAGGAGAGGGAGUCCACCGACGACGAGGCCAACCCGCUCGGACGCGCCGGCAUCUGGACCAAGACCCACACCAUAUGGUAUAAGCCAGUGAGGGAGGAUGAGGACGGCAGUAAGGAUGUAGUUGGAGGGAAGAGGGGCAGGGCGCAGACGGCCCCCACCAAAACCUCGCCCCGCAACGCCAAGAAGCACGACGAGCUGUGGCACGACGGCGUCUGUCCCAGCGCAGCCAAUCCCCUGGAGAUGUGCCUCCAUUCGGAGCCUCCGGAGAGCAUGACCUUCGAUGACCCGUCCCGGGACGUCACCCUGCUGCUCCGAGCCCUGCACUCCAUCAGCCGAUACUGGUUCUACCUGUACGAGAAUGCCGUGUGUAAGGAGAUCAUCCCCACCAGCGAGUUCAUCAACAGCAAGCUGACCGCCAAGGCCAACCGACAGCUGCAGGACCCUCUGGUCAUCAUGACCGGGAACAUCCCCUGCUGGCUGAUCCAGCUGGGCAAAACCUGCCCCUUCUUCUUCCCGUUCGACACGCGGCAGAUGCUGUUCUACGUGACCGCAUUCGACCGGGACCGCGCCAUGCAGCGUCUCCUGGACACCAACCCGGAGAUCAACCAAUCAGAUUCUCAGGACAGUAGGGUGGCCCCCCGAUUGGACAGGAAGAAGCGCACUAUAAACCGAGAGGAGCUGCUGAAGCAGGCCGAGUCUGUGAUGCAGGAUCUGGGCAGCUCCAGGGCCAUGCUGGAGAUCCAGUACGACAACGAGGUGGGCACGGGCCUGGGUCCCACUCUGGAGUUCUACGCCCUGGUGUCCCAGGAGCUGCAGCGGGCCGACCUGGGCCUGUGGAGGGGCGAGGAGGUCGCCCUGCCCAACCCCAAAGGAGGCCAGGAGGGGACCAGGUACAUGUUCAGCCCCAGGGGCCUGUUUGUGGUUCCCAUCGGCAGGACCACCAAACCGGCGCACAUCGCCAAGGUCAAGAUGAAGUUCCGCUUCCUGGGCAAGCUCAUCGCCAAAGCCGUCAUGGACUUCAGGCUGCUGGACCUUCCCCUGGGGCUGCCCUUCUACAAGUGGCUUCUGCGCAGCGAGGCCUUCGUCACCUCCCACGACCUGAAGGACGUGGACCCCACCGUGGCCACCUCCAUCCAGCACCUGGAGGACAUCAUCCGGCAGAAGAGGAGGCUGGAGCAGGACCGGUCGCAGACGCGGGAGACGCUGCAGCAGGCCCUGGAAGGCCUCAGUAUGAACGGCUGCUCUGUGGAGGACCUGGGUCUGGACUUCACCCUGCCGGGGUUCCCCAACAUCGAGCUGAAAAAGGGGGGCAAGGACAUCCCCGUCACCAUCCACAACCUGGAGGAGUACCUCAGGUUGGUGGUGUACUGGACGCUGAACGAGGGCGUGUCCCGGCAGUUUGAGUCGUUAAGGGAGGGGUUUGAGUCGGUCUUCCCCCUGCAUCACCUGCAGUAUUUCUACCCAGAAGAGCUGGACCAGCUCCUGUGCGGCAGCCGGACCCACAGCUGGGACGUCAAGACUCUAAUGGAGUGCUGUAGGCCCGACCACGGCUACACACACGACAGUCGGGCCGUUCGGUUCCUGUUCGAGGUCCUCAGUAGUUUCGACGCGGAGCAGCAGAGGCUGUUCCUGCAGUUCGUCACAGGCAGUCCCAGGCUUCCUGUCGGAGGGUUCCGGAGCCUGAACCCGCCACUGACCAUCGUGCGCAAGACGUUCGAGUCGACGGAGAACCCGGACGACUUCCUGCCCUCGGUCAUGACCUGCGUCAACUACCUGAAGCUGCCGGACUACUCCAGCGCGGACGCCAUGCGCCUGAAGCUGCUGCUGGCCGCGCGGGAGGGACAGCAGUCCUUCCACCUGUCCUGAUCGCAGCGGACCAGCCGCCGCCGCCUCCUCCUCCUCCUCCUCCUCCUCCUCCAGGGACCUUCAGACUGCCUGUUCCCCUGAUUCGCCACAGGGAGGCGCUGUGCACAGCCUUAGCGAAAAAUCCAUCCUGCUGAAUCCACACCUG
Molecule: messenger RNA, 6418 nt
Organism: Anguilla anguilla (European eel)
Lineage: Eukaryota; Metazoa; Chordata; Actinopteri; Anguilliformes; Anguillidae
Product: E3 ubiquitin-protein ligase TRIP12-like
Exons: 40
Coding region: 208-6273 (2021 amino acids)
Biological process (GO): DNA damage response; regulation of double-strand break repair; protein polyubiquitination
Cellular component (GO): nuclear speck
Molecular function (GO): zinc ion binding; ubiquitin protein ligase activity
Source: RefSeq, a predicted model, not a curated record